AUGUUGUACACCAAGUUGGGCAGCCCGUUUCGGCUCGUACGACCAACAGCGGCCGCUCGACAGCUCUCGACGUUGUCAAACAGAUCAGCUAUCCGAGCUCGUAUUGUAUUAACUGCCGUAUCGGCGAAUCUGCUUCAAGCUACUUCGUCUUCUCUCCAAUCUGCGCGAUGGGCGCCUUUGGAUCGCCACCCGGGCUUGUCACAGGCAUUCCGAGGCCUUUCGCAAUCCACUAAGGCCACAGAAGCAGCCACUGCCGCUGCUACAUCCACAAAAGAACCCUUCGAACUAGAGAAUGUUGCGGCUACAGACAGCAGUGAAAGCGAAAUCUCUCAACAAAGUACCAAACGGAUCAAGGACGAGACGUUUGCAUCUCUCAAAGGCUCAGUCAACCCUUCCAUUCUUAAGGCUUUGACCGUCAAGCCAUUCGCCUAUACCAACAUGUCAGCAGUACAACAAAGCGUCCUUCACCUCCUUCCCGAGAUUGCGGAUAGCGUUGGAGAGUCUGCUGCACCAAUGCCCGACGGACAGGGCAGGGACAUGCUCGUCAAGGCAAAGACUGGUACCGGUAAAACUAUUGCCUUCCUUGUACCUGCUCUUGAAGCUCGUUUGCGAUCCAUCGAGGACGUCCGCAAAGGCAAGUUUCCCAAGCCGUGGUCAGAGAUGCUCGAGCGACACAGGCCUGGUCUCGAUGUGUCCUCGCUCCAGAAGAAGGAGCUCGAUGAGAUUGUCAAGCAGUUUGUCAACAACACCGUGGGUGCCCUCGUCCUUUCACCAACUCGAGAACUGGCCACUCAGAUUGCCGACGAGGCGAAAAAGCUGCUCUCCCACAAGCCUGAAUUGAAGGUGCAGCUCCUCGUCGGUGGCGCAAGCCGAAACUUUCAGAUCAAUGACUGGAGGCGGUCAAGACCUGACGUGGUCGUCGCUACUCCUGGUCGUAUCCUUGACCUGCUCAACGAUGUCGGCAUGAUUCGGGAAGCCAUGACGGCUUGCCGUACGCUUAUUCUCGACGAGGCCGACACGCUUCUCGAAAUGGGUUUCCGCGACGACUUGCAGGCCAUCAUGCGCCACCUGCCCGCCAAAGUUGACCGCCAGAACAUGCUCUUCAGUGCGACCGUCAGCCCCGAAAUCCGCGCCAUCGCUCGUGCCAGUUUGCAAAAGGAUCACCGCUUCAUCGACUGCGUUCCUGCCGGCGAAGAGAACGUUCACAAGCACAUUCCUCAGUACGCUACUGUUCUAGAAUCAGCAGAAGAGCAGAUCCCUCACGUUGUGCGUCUCAUCGCCCACGAUCAGCUCAUCAAUCCCGGAAAAUCAAAGACCAUCGUCUUUGCACCUACUACAAAGAUGACUGAGCUGUUAGCCGACGUGAUUCGUGGCGUCCAGCGCCAUUUGCCCGCCUCAACAGGCUCGAAUGUUUAUGAGAUCCACAGCAAAAAGGACCAGCGGGCGCGUUUCAACACCAGUGAUCGUUUUCGCAAGGACCAGAGUGGCGCCAGCGUCCUCGUCACCAGCGACGUCAGUGCUCGUGGUGUAGACUACCCCGGUACCACCCGUGUUAUCCAGGUCGGCAUCCCCAGCAGCAAGGACCAGUACAUCCACCGUAUCGGCCGAACGGGUCGUGCCGGCGCUCAAGGACGAUCCGACAUUGUGCUCCAGAACUUCGAACGUGGCUUCCUCUACUAUCAGUUGGACGAUCUCCCUGUCACCCAGCUGCAUGUCGACGAUCUCGUACAAGAGGUUGAGACGCUAUCGAAGCGCUUCGAUGAGGCUCCCGAGGAGUUCGCAGUUCCAGAGGAGCUUGUUAAGGCGGCAAAGGCCAAAGCCAAGGGCUAUGUGGUCAAGAAGGGCGUCCGUGGACGUGACGAGGUAGUCCGUGCAGCUAAGCCUCCUGCCCAGAUUUGUGGACCUCUCACCGGCAAAUACAGCACCAAGACGCUUAUGCCGCUUAUCGAGGAUUCUCUUCAGUCGCUUGAGGAAGAGGACGCCGUACGUGAGACCUUUAAUUCGCUGCUCGGCUUCUACCUCGGCAAGGGCGACGAGCUGCGCACCAGCAAGAUGUCGGUGCUUGAGGGCGUCAAGCAAUGGUCGGUCGAAGCUGGCAGGCUGGAACAACCACCUUAUCUCAGCGAUGCCUUCAUGCAGAAGCUCGGCAUCUCGCUCCGUGACCGCAACGGAGGCAGCGGCUUCUCUCGUCGACAUGGCGGAGGCGGUAAUUCGCGCUCAUUCGGGCGCGGCCGUUUUAGCAAGGACGAAGACGCCGGCGGCAGCGGAGGUCGCUUCGCUAUCGAUGGACGUGGGCGAACCGGUUCACGAUCGAGCGGUGGACGGGGCAGCAGCUGGGGAAGCGGUCGCGAUGCUCGUGAGAGCCGUUUCAGCCGCGACAGCAGCUCCAGCAAGUGGUGA
Mycosarcoma maydis (corn smut) is the source of this 2400-nucleotide messenger RNA. RefSeq lists its product as uncharacterized. Gene Ontology annotation, cellular component: mitochondrion. Lineage: Eukaryota; Fungi; Basidiomycota; Ustilaginomycetes; Ustilaginales. The transcript has a single exon. Bases 1 to 2400 code for a protein of 799 amino acids. The record is from RefSeq and is a predicted model, not a curated record. Gene Ontology annotation, molecular function: nucleic acid binding; ATP binding.